AUGGUAAUAACUGAUUCAUCUCUUGAGAUCAUUGAAGCAAACGAUAAAGAUAGAGGCAAUGACAAAGAUCACAGUAUCAACUUGAUUGAGCUGAACUCUGCGACUGAUGACUUUUCGACUGCUGGAGCUCCUGUCUUAGCUGCAGAAUAUCCAUCUUCACCAAAAAUCAACGUUUCAAGCCCAACCGAAGUUAAUGAGGUCUGUAAACAAUUUACAGAGCGAUCAGAAGAGUUAUCUUACGCUUUCCAAAACGACACCGCACUGGAAAACAGCUCUUUGGCCAUCGAGUCUGGGCCUAAAACGGCCAGCAUUAUUCAUAUUGGUGAGUCCUCAUUAGACUACUCCAACAUCACGAACAAAUCAAGCCCGGUCAUGCCGAAAACAUCUCAGAAACUUAAAAGCGCUCUAGAUCAAAUCUUGGGAGACGACGUUCCGUCAUCUUCGGACAUCACAGAUGGACAAAUCUCUUUACCUCAAAGUGCCAGUAGAGAUAUGAGCGUUGCUGCACUGGGUUUGAAAUGGUCCCAAAAGGAGGUGGAUACUCAUGACGGUUCUCCAUUGAGAAAGUUCAGGGACCGAAGUCCCAAACUAGAGCCUGCAGUUCGUGACUACGCUAGCUUGCCAUCUCGAGGAUCGCUAGCGCCGGUUACUAAUUCACUUUUUGUGCACAGCUCUCAGACGGAUCUUAGCGCUUCCAACAUGGAAGGUCAAUGGCAGGAGGACGGACGCGUUACUUUCAAUACCAAUGAACAUUCUCUGGAAAAUGUUCACGCACAUAAAAAAGACGCAGAUGAUGCUAUAGAAGAUUCAUCUGUCAUAUUAUCACCUGAAGGCAUCAACUUAAAUUCAUCCCCAUGGAAACCAAACCUUCGCAUUUCUAAAAAAAGGAGCCCCAGUUAUCAGAGUCGGCCCUUAUUCAAGCAAAGCUGUGAACCUUUGAGUCAGUGUUUACAUGACAAGUACAAGAACUUCAUAGUUAAUGGCAAGUACUUUACUGAUGAAGAGUCUAGAAAAGAAGUGGCAAAGAGCCUAUCUACAGCACCAGGUAAAAAGAAGUACAACGCAGUUAACAAGCUUGUCAAAGAUGCUGUCACUUUGAAAACAGAAAUGAUUUUGGACAUGGAUGAAUCGCUCUAUCGAGACUUUGAAGGCGAUGGUAUUGACCUGAGACAGGAACUGCUGCCAACGCAAAUUAUUCAUACGCACGAAACAAAAGCUCUUAUUAAGCUGCGAAGGAGCUGCAAAUCAAUUUACGACUAUAAUCAUGGAAUCUUUUACCCGAUAAAGGAAUCAGUGGUUAAUGAAACGGUAUCGAUACUUUACUAUGAUGCUUUAGAUUUUUUUCAUCAGUUCGCAACACAAAGAACUCUCUUCAUGGAAAUAAUUCAAGGUCUCAAAGGGAGCAACCAACUAGUUCUCGUGGUUCUCAGUGGCCGUGACCAACUGGUUAAAUGUAUGCAAAAGAUAGAAAAUAAGCGUUUUAGAGAGCAAGUUGAUGAAGAACUUAAUGGACCAAGACCCAAAAGAAAUCAAAGUAAGACCAGAAGAACACAAAUGCUGGAGGAUUUAAGUAUUUCAGCAGACGACAUUGAUAAAGAAAUAGACCGUCUCGUUGUUUGUCUUGGGGUUCAUUUCUUUGCAACGGAGUCAAACCGAGAUUUUCUUGUUUGGUUAAACAGUUUUAUUAUUGUUGUCGGUAAAAAGCGCUAUGAUCCUGUAAUAAGACACCAGGAGUGGUCGCAUAUAAAUUUGCGAUCUGCUCAAGAUCCACAGGACGCGCUAGGAAAAACGCUGGAGCAAUUAGAUCAGAUGACGAGAUUGAAAGCUCAGCGAGUGGUUUCAGUAUACAAAAACUUCCAACAAUUGCACGAUGAUAUUGAAAAGGGCUACUUAACAAGUGGUAAUGAUGGAAAUUCACUGAUGGCCAGCGCGACAGAAAAGGCCGUGGUUACGCUAUUAACUUCAGAAAAUCCGGAAGACCUGGUGUAUUUAUCCUAG
Lachancea nothofagi CBS 11611 is the source of this 1998-nucleotide messenger RNA. Lineage: Eukaryota; Fungi; Ascomycota; Saccharomycetes; Saccharomycetales; Saccharomycetaceae. The record is from the annotation of a GenBank genome assembly.